Molecule: messenger RNA, 1014 nt
Organism: Dichotomopilus funicola
Lineage: Eukaryota; Fungi; Ascomycota; Sordariomycetes; Sordariales; Chaetomiaceae
Exons: 4
Molecular function (GO): metal ion binding
Source: RefSeq, a predicted model, not a curated record
AUGAGUGAUGACAGUGGUAUUGACAACCACCACGCAGCGGAAAAGGAGGAAACCAGCUCGGGCAACCCCCCGUACCGAAACGGGCAGAUCGGGGUGUACAAGCCCUUUCCACGCUUCGACCAAGCCUCCCGGUCGAUUGUGUCGGACAACUGGCGUGCUUCUGCUUCUCUUGCCGGCAAGUCCCAGACUAAGACCUCAAACGACAACAAGCUAUCCUUAGCUGCUCCGUCCUCAACCUCGACCACCACCCUCUUCAGCCCAGCCCGCAGCCCCUUGACCGCCCCUAUCGACUCGUCCAUUGCCGGAUUCGCCUUCAACCCUAAGCCUCCUCACAGCACGCCUGCGUCUGUCUCGACCCCCGUUUCCGGACGGGGGGUUCGGUUUGAUCUGGGCUCUGGACAUGUUCAUCACACGUCUUUGAGCAGUGUUGAUACUGCCGCUUCGUCUGGAUCUCAAACGCAGACGACUCAACUGCAGACGACGCAGACUCAGCCUACAACCAGUACAAACAAACAGCCGGUGACCUUCACAGUGACCAUCACCCCCGACACGCUGGGGUAUUGCUUCGUCCGCCCUGAUGGGACGCGCACGAGAUUGGUCCCGGUGGAUAUGUUGCCGUUUACGCUGGAGGGUAUUCCGGCACGGGAGGGUGGAAGUGGGAGUGAGAGAGAGAGUGGGAGGCUGGUAGAGCUGCCUGUGCCGGGGGGUGUAGGUGAAGAUGGGAGAUCGAGUAAUUGGCAGGUUUUGAGGGCUGUGACUCCGCCUAGUGCGAGUAGUGGGGAUGUUAUUCAGGUAUGUCCCAUUCCAACCUCCUCCUCACUUUUCACCCCCUCCUCCAAACGCAUGAAAGUCUACUGCGACAAAUGGGUCCACGAAGGCGUCUGCGCCUUCACCCAGCAGGGCUGCAAGUACAAGCAUGAGAUGCCCGCCGACCGCGCGACGCAGCACCAGCUGGGGUUGUUUCUGGGGUAUCCCGCGUGGUGGAAGCGGAGGCAGGGGGAGUUGGCGCGGGUG